CUUCUUCCCCACCGCAGCCUCCCUCCUCCCCGGCCCUUGCUCCCUUCCCGCCCUAUAAAUACUCGCCGAAACCCAUCUGGUUACAUUACUUAUCCGUCUCAGAGCAGCCUUGUGCUUCGAGAGGGGAGAGAAUUCAAAGAAGCAACAAAGAAAGUAGCUUAGCUCAGGGCAGUUGAUCAAGGCCUUGAAGCAGAUAGUACGCGUAGUAGUGUCCAUGGGGAACUGCACGGCGUCGCAGCGCGCAGUGGAGUCGUGGGUCGACGACGGCGAGUGGGAGGAGGAGGAGGAGGCGACCUCGUCGUCGUCGGACGGCGAGCACCACCACCACCACCACGACGACGAGAGGAGGAGAGAGGACCAUCACGACUCUGAGGUGACCAUCAGGAUCACCAAGAGGCAGCUGCACGAGCUGAUGGAGAAGAAUGGCAGCGGCGGUCACGGCGGGCUACCGCUACUACCAGGGUUUGGGAGCGGCCGGCGGUCGGCCGAGCAGCUGCUGGCGGACAUCAUGAACUCCGGCGAGGUGCAUCACCGCGACCACCAGAGGGAGGGGCACUGGCACUGGAAGCCCGCGCUGCAGAGCAUCCCGGAGACCGUCGAGUCACCAUGACACCUACACGUGUCUGAUCUCUCGUUAUUCAUUUGGUGGUUCUGAAGUGAUUCGGUCGUCGUUGUCUCCGCCUUUUGUUCGGUGCAAGUGUAAUCACUAAUCAGUGUGUAAAUAUCAGAAUUUUCAGACAUGUACAUACUUAAGUCUAGGGGAAAUUAAUGAAUUGUUAGGUCCAUUUCAGCUGUG
Messenger RNA from Sorghum bicolor (sorghum), 796 nucleotides. RefSeq lists its product as uncharacterized. NCBI's taxonomy places the organism in Eukaryota, Viridiplantae, Streptophyta, Magnoliopsida, Poales, Poaceae. The transcript has a single exon. The record is from RefSeq and is a predicted model, not a curated record. The coding region runs from base 215 to 610 and encodes 131 amino acids.